UCUUGAACAAUUGAAUGUGCCAUUGAGUUCGCGGGUGGAGAGAUUGGCUUUGCUUCAACUGAGAUCAUCAUUAGGUUUGAGAGCAAAAGAGUGGCCUAUAAAGGCUGACCCUUGCUUCAACUGGACUGGUAUACAAUGCCAGAACGGUAGAGUCAUUGGGAUCAACAUUUCUGGGUUUCAACGUACACGAAUUGGUAGUCAAAAUCCUCAAUUCUCAGUCGAUGCUCUUUCAAAUUUCACUUUUUACAGUUCUUUAAUGCUUCUAGAUUUGCUCUUCCCGUCUUACUGGGAUAAUUCCUUUAGUUUGGGUCAGUUGUCUCGCCUUUCAGUUCUUGAUCUCUCUCAAAACUCGCUUGCUGGAUCCAUUCCUUCCUCCUUCGCCUUUCUUGGAAAUCUUACUUUACUUGACAUGUCUUCGAAUUUCUUGUCCGGGACUAUUCCUCCGACGAUUGGGACAUUGUCAAAGCUUCAGUUCUUGAAUCUUUCUGUGAAUAACUUGUCUUCUUCGAUGCCACCACAACUCGGCGACCUUUCUAAUUUGGUUGACAUUGAUCUUAGCUCCAAUUUUUUGUCUGGGUCAGUGCCGUCCGAUUUGAGAGGGUUAAGGAAUUUGCAGAAAAUGAUAAUUGGGAACAAUUUACUCGCAGGCGCAUUGCCAGGUAAUUUGUUUCUUCCUUUGUCUCAGUUGCAGUUUGUAGUUCUGAGUCACAAUGGUUUCACUGGUGAUCUUCCUGAUAUAUUGUGGUCAAUGCCUGAAUUGCGAUUUCUUGAUGCCUCUGCCAAUAAUCUCACCGGUACACUGCCUAAUCUUAGUUCGAAUGCUAAUACCACCACUGCAGUCUUUAACCUCUCCCAGAAUAUGUUUUAUGGAGAUCUUACAUCCAUAAUCAGUAGGUUCAGUUUUAUCGAUCUGUCUGGGAAUUAUUUCCAAGGUAAGGUUCCGGAUUAUGCUCGUAGUAAUGCGUCCCUGACUGAAAAUUGCCUCCAAAGUGUGUCAAGUCAGAGGACUGCGGCGGAAUGUGCAUCAUUCUAUGCUGCAAAGGGCCUGACAUUUGAUAAUUUUGGACAGCCAAAUGCCACCCAACCUCCACCUUCCCCUCCCAAAUCCAACAAGAAGAACCGCCGAACCUUAAUCAUAUUGGCAGGAGUUCUGGGGGGUCUCGGAUUCAUUGCCCUGGUGGUAGUUGUGCUGGUAGUGGUGAUUAUCUGCAGCCGUAAGAGGAGAGCAGCCACCCAAAGAGGUAUCGGUGUGGGAGCCGUUCCAACUGGUGGAAGUCCACCUCUUCCUGGAGUUUCUUUGAACUUUUCAAGUCUGGGGGAAGCAUUUACAUAUCAGCAGAUUCUCCAAGCCACGGGCGACUUCAGUGAUACAAACUUCAUUAAACAUGGUCAUUCUGGUGAUCUCUUCCGGGGUAUCCUUGAAGGUGGGAUUCCUGUAGUCAUUAAAAGAAUUAGUUUGCAUUCCGUGAAAAAGGAAGCACACAUGUUAGAGUUGGACUUUUUCAGCAAGGUUUCUAUUCCUAGAUUGGUAUCUCUCGUGGGACAUUGUUUGGAGAUUGAGAACGAGAAGUUUCUGAUUUACAAAUAUAUGCCCAAUGGAGACUUGUCAAGUUCUUUGUUUAAGAAAAAUAAUUUGGCCGACGAUCCUUUACAGUCAUUGGAUUGGAUAACGAGACUAAAAAUUGCAAUAGGAGCUGCAGAGGGUCUGUCUUAUCUACAUCAUGAAUGUACUCCACCCCUUGUUCACAGGUACUCCAGCCUUUCCAGGAAUUGCUUGUAUUGCACUUCUCUUUCUUCUUGUUGCUGCCAUUUUGUUCUUAUCCCCACUGCUUUCUUAUUACUCGUCACGUACUCUAAUGAGCUGAUUGUUGCAGAGAGAUUUGCUAGUCGAUGA
Messenger RNA from Ilex paraguariensis (yerba mate), 1894 nucleotides. The record is from the annotation of a GenBank genome assembly. Lineage: Eukaryota; Viridiplantae; Streptophyta; Magnoliopsida; Aquifoliales; Aquifoliaceae.